GAGAAAGAGAAAGAGGUGAGAGAGAGGAAAGAAAGUAGUGUUAAAUUGCAGCAGAUGAAAGGUGUUAGCAGUGGGCAUGGCGGCGUCACAGAGCUAUACAUUUAAUGCAGCAAAGGUGAAUCGACGACAAAGAAUCCAAGUGAAGUGAAAGAGGAGAGAGGGGAUAUGCUAAAAAAUUUCGUCGUAUAAAGCUGCAAAGCAAAGAAAACACGGGCCCGGCCGGCAGUAAUUAGUCAGUAGAAAAAUUAGGAUAGGUAUAGGGUGUUGUUUAAUUUUGGCAAUGGAUUUGCAGCCAAAAUUGAGGUUAGAUAUAGGUUGUAGGAGUAGAAUAAUAAUAUGUCUUGGUUUUCCAGUAAUUUGUUGGAGUUGAAGGAGAUGUACAAGAAUAAGGGUUUGCGAUGUGGAUUUUUCUCUGUGUAUGGGUCCCCCUAGUAGUAGUAGCAACUUUGUAGGUAAUUAUUUAUUGUUGAUUAAUUAGGGUUUAGGGUGAUAAUGAUGAGGGGAGGUGGUAGAGAUAGAGAUGAAUUAGGUGGAGGGAAUAUGAUCAAUAAUUGUCAAGAUUGUGGAAAUCAAGCUAAGAAAGAUUGUUCACAUUCGAGAUGUCGAACUUGUUGUAGAGGUAGAGGUUUACAGUGUCACACACACGUUAAAAGUACUUGGGUUCCGGCGGCUACAAGGCGUGAACAACAAUUUACUAGUCAGUCUAAAAGGCCAAGAGAUCACAAUAUGGCUGCACCUCGUUUACCCUCAGAAGUGAGUUGUCCAGCAGUAUUCCGGUGCGUGAAAGUGAUCAGUGCAGUAGAUGAUAAUGCACAAGAACAAUAUGCAUAUCAAACAUCAGUGAGUAUUGGAGGACACAUUUUCAAAGGAAUGCUUUAUGACCAAGGUCCAGCUGGAGGAGAGACUUCUUCUUCUUCUGCACACCUCCACCAACAGGUUUCCAUUAAUGCUAUGUUUGAUCCAUAUCCACCUAAUCUUUCCCCUUUCAUGCCCCAAUUCUUUCCACCCCCAAGACCUUAAUUAAUUAACUAACUCUUCAUUUUGUAGAGAGAAACAAAAUUGAUUGUGUUAUUUCAA
This is a messenger RNA of Solanum tuberosum (potato), 1077 nucleotides long. RefSeq names its product protein SHORT INTERNODES-like. The transcript has 2 exons. The coding region runs from base 493 to 1020 and encodes 175 amino acids. Gene Ontology annotation, cellular component: nucleus. Gene Ontology annotation, biological process: positive regulation of DNA-templated transcription. The record is from RefSeq and is a predicted model, not a curated record. NCBI's taxonomy places the organism in Eukaryota, Viridiplantae, Streptophyta, Magnoliopsida, Solanales, Solanaceae. Gene Ontology annotation, molecular function: DNA binding; DNA-binding transcription factor activity.